GCCCAUUCCAUCCCGCCGUUUCGCCGUCCGAUUCGAGUCUUGACUACUUAACUUAGUCCGCCUCUCCCCGCCAUUCUUCCUUUCUCCUCCCUUCUCCUGCCACUGGUUCACUCGACGGGGCGAAUCGAUCGGACGUACUUUACUUAUCGAUUUUCUCAUCUCGUCGUCACCACCCCCUUCCGUUGCCACUGAUGCUUAAUGCGUUACCGCCUUUCCCUUCUCCUCGCCCCGGCUACCGUUAUUGAUCUGGCAUAUUAAACUAUUGCUACCCCGACCUACUACUCCCGACUACGACAUAUUCUCUGUUUUCGGAAUAUCUACACUAUCUCUCCCACCUCUUAUCUCCUCUCUCCUCUACAUCCUCCCUCUAUCCUCCUCCUUUUAUAUCUCCUCUCUACUCUUAUUUCUUUCCUCCGACUCAACACAACUGUGAUUCCAAAAUGGCUACCCACGUUGUCACUGCAACCACUACCUCCCCGGCGACUUCCGCCCAUCAGAUCUCCAUCUACGGCCACCCUUCUCCCGUCAACUCGGCCACCACCACCGCCAACAAUUCUCCCACCUCCCCUCGUCAGCAAUAUCUCCCGCUUCACACGCGCCAGUUGCGCCCGCCUAAGGCUCCCCUCUACGUGCCGGCUGCGUUGCGCCCGACUGAGCGUCCCCAGAAGCCCUCUCCUCCCACGCCCCCUCGCAGCGUCCACGGCUCCCUGGACAGCCUGAGCGAGACCGAGGUGCACGAUCCUCUCAGCCGUCGUUCCACCAUUGAGAGCGUGGGCAGCGGAAGCAUCAGCAAGAUGGCCGAGGAUGAAUGGAUGAAGAAGGAACACCUCGGCGAAGUUACCGGCAUGCCGACUCGUGACCACUGGAAAGCGGACUCUGCGUCUCCCAACUGCGACUCUCCUACCUGCCGCUCUUCGUUCGGUCUCUUCUUGCGCCGUCAUCACUGCCGCCACUGUGGUCACGUCUUCUGCUCUUCGCACACCCCCUACAGCGUCCCUCUUGAUCAGGAUGCGCGCUUCCAUCCCGAGGGUGUCCAGUCGCGUGCCUGUGACCUCUGCUGGGUCGCCUACCAGCGCUGGGAGGAGUCGCGCGAGGAGCGCUUGAGCAAGAUCCAGACCCAGAUCAACACUCAGAAUGAGCCCAUCCAGACCACCACUCAGGAGGCCCCGGCCGAGCCGGCCGACCCUCUGCAGGAUGAGGACUCCAAGAAGGCCCUGGCCGCCGCGCUGAGCCAAGCCGGCGACAUUGCCGCCAGCAUUCCUCGCGGCUGGAACUGGAGCACCUUCUAAAUGAACCGAUGGCCUCCACAUGAUGACUUUACGACCACGUCUUUAUUUGCUGUCGGCUUUGCUUGACAUCGCCUGCGUCCGCGGGCUUUCGCGACAUAAUGCUCUAGACCAUGUCUUUACUGUCCUUGAUCUGUACUAUUUGGGCGCUUCUUAACCAGUUUCGGUCAUUUGCUGGGAGUUUCGGUCUACUUAUUCAGCCUUACGGUUUACGGUUUACACUUCUUACAUCGGGGACUUCCCGCUUAAUGCCGCGAUUCGAGCUUUUACGACGCGGGGGUUUUUUGCUGUUAAUUUUCUUCUUUUCCUUGAUACUCAGGAUACCCCGUCAAUUGUUGUUUCUUUCGAGCGGCGGUCGCGUGUUUUGUUUUCAAUUCUUUCGACUUUGUGGCGCAAUCAGGAUGGUUUACUCGAUUACUGGGAUAGACGGUGUUAUCAGACUUCAGACUUGAAUUAAUGAUUUCUCUUCAA
This is a messenger RNA of Aspergillus steynii IBT 23096, 1757 nucleotides long. Its product is annotated as FYVE zinc finger domain-containing protein. Gene Ontology annotation, cellular component: ESCRT-0 complex. Lineage: Eukaryota; Fungi; Ascomycota; Eurotiomycetes; Eurotiales; Aspergillaceae. The record is from RefSeq and is a predicted model, not a curated record. The transcript has 2 exons. Gene Ontology annotation, molecular function: phosphatidylinositol-3-phosphate binding; metal ion binding; ubiquitin binding. Bases 441 to 1289 code for a protein of 282 amino acids. Gene Ontology annotation, biological process: protein targeting to vacuole; protein transport to vacuole involved in ubiquitin-dependent protein catabolic process via the multivesicular body sorting pathway.